AUGAGGAACAGGGCUACCACACCGCUAAGCAAGCCAAAAAUCCGGCAGUCAUGGAGCAAAUACAACUUGUAUAACCUCAACCGCAUCCGCAACCCACCCACAGCAAACAGAACCUUCUUCCAGCAAAAAUGGACAGCCAAGGCCAUGGCCCGCGCUUAUCACGGUGAACAGGUUCGCGAGAGUCAAUGGACGCGCAUGUUCUCGCGGCGCCUCCGCAGCGUCGUGCCCAUGAGUCCCUGGAAGAUGGCGCAGGAUGAUGGAUCCAGCAUGGCUGCUGGGCGUGGUUCGGGCCUGGAAACAGACAUGCGGUCUCGUGCUGCAGACGUCAGGACAAAGACACCAUACACGAAUAUGACGUUUGCCCCAUUGGAGCGGAGGCUGGAUGUUGCUAUUUUCCGGGCGCUGUUUGCGAGCAGUGCAAGACAGGCGAGGCAAUUUGUGCUGCAUGGCGCUGUAACUGUCAAUGGGAAGAAGAUGAGGUACCCUGGUUACCUUCUCAACCCCGGCGAUAUGUUCCAGGUCGACCCCGAGCGUGUGAUGUAUGCUACCGGUGCGCCGAAAGACAAAUUCGAACGCCGCGAGGCCCGUGUUGAGCGCAAGAAGGCCGUGGAGACCGAAAAGAAAGAGGAGGGCGAGGGCGAGGAGGCCAAAGAGGGCGAGGAAGCAGAAGCUAAGGAAACCGAGGAAGAGAAGCUUGACACGCGCGAGACGCUGAAGCGCCUCCUUUCCCAGGCCAAAAACAUCAUGGGAAGCAACAAGGACGUGCUACCCGCCAAACGCAAGCAGGAACUGCGUGGCUUCCAAAAAGCCGUCCGUCGUGUCAUGUCCAAGAGUGGUGCAUCCACAUCUACGCUGACCGAUAACCUCGAGACCCAAUUCGCCGAGCUUCUGAAGCUCCUUAAGGCCACUAAGAUCCAGCCCAAAGAAGAGAAGGAGUCCAAGAAGGAAAAUGCAGACGCCGCAGCCAAGUCAGAACCAGCAGAAACAGAAGCCACUGCCAACGCGUCCAACCCUGUGGACACCAAACCCACAGAAGCCCUUACCGAGGCCUUCCGCCAGGCCACGCAGAAUCCAGAAGGCGAAGUUGAUACAUCAGAGCUGACUGAGGAGGAACUCGACGUGCUCAAGCGCGCCCUCGUCCAGAUGCGCGACAACCCCAUCGAUCACUCAAAGCCCUACGCUACCCCUUGGCGGCCACGCGAUUACAUGAGCGCCUUCGCUUUCAUCCCUCGAUAUCUGGAGGUCAACCAGAACAUCUGCGCAGCGGUAUACCUUCGACACCCGGUCGCUCGGCCCGGACACUCAGAAGUGCCCACGCCGUUCGGCGAGGCGGUGUCGACCGCUGCAUUUUCCUGGUACUUGAGACGGCGGUAGAGUUCGUCUUGACCAGUUGCUCAUUGUUUCUCCGCUACCUUCUUCGCUUAUGUAUUACUGGGAUCAGGCGCACCUUGUAUUUGUCAGUUGGUCCGGCAAGUGGCCGUUGUUCACUUUACGGGCUUAUGUAAAUUAACGCAAUAGAGAAGCCUUUCUUGAAUAC
Molecule: messenger RNA, 1537 nt
Organism: Aspergillus nidulans FGSC A4
Lineage: Eukaryota; Fungi; Ascomycota; Eurotiomycetes; Eurotiales; Aspergillaceae
Product: mitochondrial 37S ribosomal protein uS4m
Exons: 3
Coding region: 1-1374 (457 amino acids)
Cellular component (GO): mitochondrial small ribosomal subunit; mitochondrion
Molecular function (GO): rRNA binding; RNA binding; structural constituent of ribosome
Source: RefSeq, a predicted model, not a curated record